Molecule: messenger RNA, 807 nt
Organism: Xiphias gladius (swordfish)
Lineage: Eukaryota; Metazoa; Chordata; Actinopteri; Istiophoriformes; Xiphiidae
Gene: smim20
Product: small integral membrane protein 20
Exons: 3
Coding region: 110-319 (69 amino acids)
Biological process (GO): mitochondrial respiratory chain complex IV assembly
Cellular component (GO): mitochondrial inner membrane
Source: RefSeq, a predicted model, not a curated record
AGGACCAAAUCGGUUUAAAACCCUGUGGUGACCUUUACGCCGGAAACAGUCAUUGUAAACACUGUGCACGUUUGGAGGUGAUAGCGUAUCCUCCCAUGUAACAUAAAAAAUGUCAAAAACUACCAGAAUUGCAUUAGUAUUCGGGGGUUUUGUAACGGCGGUUGCCGCUGCGUUUUACCCCAUAUUUUUCUACCCGCUCACGCAUAAAGAAGAGUACAGAGAAGUCCAGAAGACGAACCGGGCAGGAAUCAACCAGGAGGAUGUUCAACCCGUGGGUGUGAAGAUAUGGUCUGAUCCGUUCAAGCCUGCAGGCAAAUGAAGACCAGAGUCAGCUGUCCUUCCCUAAUUCCAGACAACGAUGCUGAUGGAGAAUGCCUUUUUUGAUGAGUGUUUGGUGCGUGAGUGAAUGAGUUUAUUUUUGGUUGUUGAGUGAUUCCUCAUCCUAUAAAUAAAGUUUAAAGUUCUAAAAGCUUAAACUUGAUUUCCCUAAAGAUUUCUUAAUAUAAUUAUUUGCUAUAUGGGGUAAAAUAUUGUGUUGAGGGACGCAAAAAUAUGACCACAAAUGUGCUUUCUACCCCCAGUUCAUCCAGUUAAAUGUCCAAAAAUUAAAAAAUGACAUGAGGGGCUGGUCGAUGUUUAUCCACAAGGGGGCUCCCCAUGGCUGCCUGUUUAAUACAGACACUGUUGAACUGUGUAUUGUUCUGUUUGUGCAUCUUAGAUAUUUUGGAAAAAACUGUUGUAUUUCCAAAAGCCCUGCUCUGGUAUGCAGCCUGUUGGAAAUUAUAAUAAAAUACGGUGUUUUGUUUA